Hordeum vulgare subsp. vulgare (domesticated barley) is the source of this 1191-nucleotide messenger RNA. RefSeq lists its product as uncharacterized. The transcript is spliced from 4 exons. The coding region runs from base 602 to 937 and encodes 111 amino acids. Lineage: Eukaryota; Viridiplantae; Streptophyta; Magnoliopsida; Poales; Poaceae. The record is from RefSeq and is a predicted model, not a curated record.
ACUCUAAGCCUGCGUGUGCCGCUCCUGUUUUGCCAUAGAGGAUGUCGUCGGUGAUCUUAUCCUCGGGCCGCCGCGAAACCACCUCAGGCCAGCCAUAAAAGGGACCCCAGAGCCCCUUGAGCAGCUCAGCAGCCUCCCGGAGCCCGCAUCCUUCUUCCCCGCUCCUCAAUUCGGCUGGAGCCCCUCGCCUUGCCCCCCUCUGGCCGUAGCACCGCCGGCCAUCUCCGGCUAAAUUUCGGCAGCCCGAGCCUCUCACGCUCCCCCUUGACCUCUGAUAGCCUCCCCAAGACCUCCCAAAUCCAUUUUCCCUGCCCACUCGAGCCACAGUAGGCCGUGGUGGAAUUUGCCAGGGUGCCCAAGCCACCGCCCGCCAUGGGCGAAGAGGUGCUCGCCUCCGAGCCCUCCGGCAAUCCUCUCCGCCCCCAUGUGAUACGGUUGCUCCUACUGAGCAUGCCGGUAUGCUCAGCACGACAAAUGAUGACCCUAGUGCCGGCUAGCCUCGCUGGAGCUUGCCACUGUCCCUGCCCAGGCACACGCGUGAGGAAGAAGUGGAACCCGACAGGCAGGCCCCGCCUGUCGAUGGGACAAUCUCCAGUCCCCGAUGGUGCAGCCGUGGGGGUGUGCUUCCCUCCAGAGAAGGCGUAUCCCUGCUAGAAUUUGGAGAGAGGAAACUUCCUUCAAGAUUUUGGGGUGCACACCACCCUCCUCAAACUUCAAAGAUUAUGUGAUGCAAAUGGUGAGUGGGUACUACCUGAUGCAUCGUAUGCCAUGUUGGCAUGGACAACCUUGGAGGAAGGUUUGUCAUGGUGAAUACGAGACCAUGUGGCUGACAUCUCGUGGGACGAGAUUGGUCAGUCAAGGCAUGUUGGGGUGUGAUGGUGGUAACACUGAGAUUGCUUUCGGGGAGGAGCAUGAUGCCGUCAACCCUGGAACCUAGAAGUCGAGGAUAGAAGACUUGUGAGAUCGGAUUUUAUCCAAGUCAGAUGUUCCUCUGGGAAUGGAGUUCCAUGGGCACUGGAGGUUUCCUCGAACCGCUUCCGCCAUCAGCCUCGGACUUUUGUCCAAAUCAGUGGACCUUCAUGGUAUUGUAACCCAGAUUUUGCAUUUUUCUUAGGAUUUCUGUAUCAAGUGAGUGUCCACCAGCUAACAGUAGUCCUGGGGCUGGUGAAUACAAAGGCCAUUUUUUGGAAA